AUGUUAGUGGUGCGCCACAUCGCAGUGGACCAUAAAGAUCUCAUCCAUGAUGUCUCUUUAGACUUCCAUGUGACCUGCUCCAGGGACCAGAGCGUCAAGGUCUGGGAUAAAAGUGAAAGUGGGGAUUGUCAUUGUACCGCUAGCUGGAAGACACAUAGUGGACCUGUGUGGCAUGUGACAUGGACCCAUCCUGAAUUUGGACAGGUUUUGGCUUCUUGUUCUUUUGACCAAACAGCUGCUGUGUGGGAAGAAAUAGUAGGAGAAUCAAAUGAUAAACUUUGAGGACAGAGUCAUUGGGUUAAGAGGACAACUCUAGUGGAUGGCAGAGCAUCCGUUACCGAUGUGAAAUUUGCUCCUAAGCACAUGGAUCUGUUAGCAACCUGUUCGGCAGAUGGUAUAGUAAGAAUAUAUGAGGCGCCAGAUGUUAUGAAUCUCAGCCAGUGGUCUCUGCAGCAUGAGAUUUUAUGUAAGCUAAGCUGUAGUUGUAUUUCUUGGAACCCUUCAAGUUCUCGUGCUCAUUCCCCCGUGAUAGCUGUAGGAAGUGAUGACAGUAGUCCAAAUGCAAUGGCCAAGGUUCAGAUUUUCGAAUAUAAUGAAAAUACCAGGAAACAUGCAAAAGCUGAAACUCUCAUGACAGUCACAAAUCCUGUACAUGACAUUGCCUUUGCUCCAAACUUAGGAAGAUCUUUCCAUAUUCUAACCAUAGCAACCAAAAAUGUGAGGAUUUUUACAUUAAAGCCUGUGAGGAAAGAACUUACUUCUUCUGGUGGGCCCACAAAAUUUGAAAUCCAUAUAGUGGCUCAGUUUGAUAAUCAUAAUUCCCAGGUCUGGCGAGUGUGUUGGAAUAUAACAGGAACAGUGCUAGCAUCUUCAGGAGAUGAUGGUUGUGUAAGAUUGUGGAAAGCUAAUUAUAUGGACAAUUGGAAGUGUACUGAUAUUUUGAAAGGUAAUGAGAGUCCUGUCAAUGGGGAUUCUCAGCAGGGAAACUCAAAUCCUUCCCUGGGUUCAAAUAUCCCAAAUCUUCAAAAUUUAUUAAAUGGAUCUUCUUCUGGAAGAAAGCACAGCUGAGUACCAGCUAACUGGAGUAACUUUGCUGUUUUGCUGCUUGUUGCAUGCACACAAGAAUGGAAAGUGAGCUCCUU
Leptonychotes weddellii (Weddell seal) is the source of this 1142-nucleotide messenger RNA. NCBI's taxonomy places the organism in Eukaryota, Metazoa, Chordata, Mammalia, Carnivora, Phocidae. The record is from RefSeq and is a predicted model, not a curated record.